Molecule: messenger RNA, 3280 nt
Organism: Vigna unguiculata (cowpea)
Lineage: Eukaryota; Viridiplantae; Streptophyta; Magnoliopsida; Fabales; Fabaceae
Product: LOW protein: PPR containing-like protein
Biological process (GO): RNA modification
Molecular function (GO): RNA binding; protein binding
Source: RefSeq, a predicted model, not a curated record
UGAGUUGUAAUUUGUAAUCAUGAAUUAUUGUCGUACUUAGAAGCUUGUUUUUGAUCAGUGAGAAAAGAGGCUUCAGAGAAAGAUGAUGAAAUGUGAGAGGCACGUGCACCUUUAUUCCCAUUUCUUUUGACAUGCAUGCAUGAAGGAGCUUGAACUAAAAUGCAAAACCAAGCAUACAACAUCAUCACAUAUAUACAAUGUUUUGAUGUUUGUGAAAAAAAUCAAUUUUGUUUGCCCAAAAGUUUUUAAUGGUAUUAUUAGCCUUUUGUUUUUGGCCAAGAACAAUACUUACAUUUUCAAAAGCAAUAGUCAGUAGCAAUGGUAAUUAGGUCCCUGAGAGUGAGAGAUGCUCUGGUAUUUCGUGACCAUGUUCAGGCAAUAAAAUCUGGUUUGGUAUCAAGCAUUUUCACUUGUAACCAACUCAUUCAUCUUUAUUCCAAACAUGGCCUUUUGCAAGAGGCCCACAAACUGUUCGAUGAAAUUCCCCACCCGAAUGUGUUCUCUUGGAAUGUCAUUAUUAUGUCUUACAUAAAAGCACACAACUUGCCUCACGCACAAGCUCUUUUUGACUCAGCCUCUCAUAGAGAUUUGGUUUCUUAUAAUUCCAUGUUGUCGGCUUAUGUUGGCUCCGAUGGGUACGAGACUGAGGCACUUGAUUUGUUUACUAGAAUGCAAUCUGCACGUGAUACAAUUGGGAUUGAUGAGUUCACUCUCACGACCAUGCUUAACCUUGCUGCCAACCUACGUGUGCUACUUUAUGGGAAGCAGAUGCAUUCAUAUAUGGUGAAAACUGCAAAUGAUUUAAGUAAGUUUGCUUCGAGUUCUCUCAUAGACAUGUACUCUAAAUGUGGUUCCUUUCAAGAUGCUUGUACUGCAUUUGGCGGUUGUCAUGGGAUGGUGGACUUGAUUUCAAAGAAUGCAAUGGUUGCAGCUUGUUGUAGGGAAAAAAAUAUGACCAUGGCCUUAAAUAUAUUUUGGAAAAAUCCUGAAUUAAAUGAUACUGUGUCUUGGAACACAUUAAUUGCAGGGUACGCCCAGAAUGGCUAUGUGGAGAAAUCACUUACCUUGUUUGUUGUGAUGACUGAAAAUGGUAUUGGUUUCAACGAACACACUUUAGCAAGUGUUUUGAGUGCUUGCACAGGUCUAAAAUGUUUAAAACUUGGCAAGUCUGUUCAUGCUUGGGUUUUGAAAUAUGGUUACAGUUCAAAUAAAUUUAUUAGCAGUGGCAUUAUCGACUUCUACUCAAAGUGUGGGAAUAUCAGAUAUGCCGAGUUAGUCAAUGCAGAAAUCGAGAUUAAAAGUCCAUUUGCAGUUGCUUCAUUGAUAGCAGGCUACUCAUCUCAAGGUAACAUGACAGAAGCCCAAAGGCUUUUUGAUUCACUCUUGGAAAGAAACUCUGUUGUAUGGACAGCUCUAUGUUCUGGCUAUGUCAAAUCACAACAAUGUGAGGAAGUCUUCAAACUUUUCAAAGAGUUUAUAACUAAAGAAGCAGUAGUCCCUGAUACAAUGAUCAUUAUCAGUGUGCUUGGUGCCUGUGCCAUACAAGCUGCCCUUAGUUUGGGAAAGGAAAGUCAUGCUUACAUCUUGAGAAUGAGAUUUCAUGUGGAUAAGAAAUUAUUGAGUGCUUUGACUGACAUGUACUCAAAAUGUGGAAAUGUUACUUAUGCUGAGAAAAUCUUCCAACUGGUUACUGAUAGUGAUAGAGAUGCAAUCUUAUACAAUAUCAUGAUUGCUGGUUAUGCUCAUCAUGGUUAUGAAAAUAAAGCAAUUUAUCUUUUUCAGGAAAUGCUGAAUAAAAGUGUCAAGCCAGAUGCAGUCACUUUUAUUGCACUUCUAUCAGCUUGUCGGCACAGUGGAUUAGUUGAACUAGGAGAGCAAUUUUUUAUUUCCAUGGAACAAGAUUACAAUGUAUUGCCGGAGAUUUACCACUAUGCAUGUAUGGUUGAUAUGUAUGGAAGGGCUAAUAAACUAGAAAAGGCAGUAGAAUUCAUGAGGAAGAUUCCCAUACCAAUAGAUGCUACAAUCUGGGGUGCAUUUCUUAAUGCUUGUCAGAUGAGCAGUGAUACAGCACUUGUCAAACGGGCAGAAGAGGAGCUACUAAAAGUUGAAGCAGAUAACGGGUCUAGAUAUGUGCAGUUGGCCAAUGCCUAUGCUGCCACAGGGAAGUGGGAUGAGAUGGGAAGAAUAAGAAAGAAAAUGAGAGGAUACGAGGCUAAGAAGCUUGCUGGUUGCAGUUGGAUAUUUGUGGAAAAUGGUAUUCAUGUAUUUACUUCUGGUGAUACAUCUCAUUCAAAAGCAGAUGCAAUAUAUUCAACUUUAAUGCGCUUGAAUGGGAAACUGUAUUUAUCUUUCAUAGAGCUGAAUCAACUUAACGAAAUUCAGGCUGGUAUUUAGGAUAUAGUUUGAUGGUUAACUAGCCAAUGCCAGUAAAAUUGGAUGCUCUGCCAUAUAGGGAUCAUAGAGCCACCAUCCAAUGCAGCAUGCUUAUAAAUAGCAUUGCAGUAGUCAAUAGGAAUUACAGUACUACAACAAAAAUGGUUGGAAGACUAUUUUCUUCAUGAAAGUGCAUUUGAUGAUUUGGAAGAGGUAGAAGAGUUUUCAGAGACAGAGACUCCUUCACCUAUGCACCAACCUUGCUCAAUUCAUGAUCCCACUACUCAAAUUUAGACACUGAGGGGAUGAAAUAUACAUGACAUGUCCUCCUUACAUACAAAUAUUUGAUGUUGUCGCAUCCUAUCCUAUCCUAUCACAUGAAUCUCUUCGCAAAUGCAGUAAACAGCAAAACAACUGUAACUUGGCCUGAUGAGAUGACUCAAAUUCACCAUCGGGAUUCAAACUUUUAUGAAGAUACAUAUGGAGAGAGUUUAUUCCUUUUGCAUUGAAGUUUUGGUAGAUUACAGAUUAUGUGAAGGCAGUUAUUCAAGACAGAAAAGUGCGGUGUUCUACAAUCUACACGACCAACUGUGUCUCCUAUUUGGUGACAUAUGGAACAAAAUGAAGGAUUAAUGCUCCGUGAUUAUGAAACUCCGUGGUGAUUCCACCCUAGUGUGUUGGUGCUGCUAUGGGUGAUCUGAAACUUGCAAAUGGAAACAAAGAAACAUGUGUUGAAUUCUUGUGCUCUAUUUCGGUUUCAAGCAUGUGGGGGCUAGGACAAAGCCAGCUCUUUUAUUGCCGCUGUAGUUUUAUUGUUGAGUUUUGGUUUAAGAUACAUUUGAUCCGUUAUAUUUAUUUUUUGUUAAUAACUCAGUACUCGGUAUACCACUUUACUCAGUUUACGACA